Molecule: messenger RNA, 1383 nt
Organism: Paramecium sonneborni
Lineage: Eukaryota; Ciliophora; Oligohymenophorea; Peniculida; Parameciidae
Source: the annotation of a GenBank genome assembly
AUGGCAGAAAAUGACACUAUUUAAAAUUUGAAAGCUAAUUUCUUAAUAGAGAAUUAAGAUUUAGAAUAAUUGGCUUAAGGUAUUUUAAUAUAUUUUCCUAAUUAGCUAAUAGAUUAUCAGACAAUAACCUUCGCAAUCUUUUUACUUGGGCACAUAAAGAAUAUCAUAUAAAAAAAAAAUCAUUGGAAGCGGAGAUAAUAAAGUUAAACACUGAAUUAACCAUUUUAAGAAACUAAAAUCAGAAUAAUUUAUCUGAGAAUUAAAUCAAGCAUUUUUAAGAACAAAAAAAAUCAUUGGAAGUGGUUAUUUAAUAGUUAAAAACUGAAUUAACUAGAAAUUAAAAAGGAUUAUUUGAAAGAAAUUUGAAAUUCUUUGAAGAGCGUAAAAAUUUGAUUGAAUCCCAAAAUAGUUUGAUUAAUUCUUUAAAAAAUGAAUAAAAAGAAUUAAGAAAUAAAAUUUUAUAAUAAUAAUAGUUCAUAUGUGAAGAAUUUUAUAAAAAAGAUCUCCUUAUACAAAUUUAACCUGGAUAUGAGUAGUAAUGUUAAAAAAUAAAUUAAUAAUUUUAAGAUAUUAAAUAAUAAACUUAAAACUUAAAUAAAGAAAUAUGUUUACUUUAGCAAUAAUAAUAAAACCAAAAUGAAGAUGAUUAUGAAGAAUUAGAAAAAAAAACACUUACCAUAAUAGUCUAGAUAGAUAAUGUAAGAUAAUCUUCAAACAAUUUAAAAGAUAUAAUUGAAAAAAUUUCAUUAAAGAUCUCACAAUAAGAUAUAUAAAUGAGUUCAAAUUUAUAGAAAGCUUAAACCUAUAUAUAAUAUAAUAUAAAAAUAUAUCUUGAAUUCAAAAAAAUUUUAACAACUUUAUUAGACCAGUCAAAAAGACUUUAUGAUAAAAAUAUAUAUUUAACAAAAUAAUUAGACGAAGUUAAUAAAAAAGUAGAAACUUUUACCAAAGAACAAGAUAAAUUAUUUAAUGAAUUUGAGAGGGAAUUUAAAAACACAUAUUCCAAGGAUUCGAAUAAUGAAAAAAUUGGUAAAAUUAAUUUCAAAUAUAAUAAUAGAUAGUUUAUCAAUUGAUAUUUCUACAUAUUACAAGCUUUUUAAAGAAUUUAGUUAAUUUGUUCUUGCUUCAAUCUAAUUAAUGCCAGGUUUUAAAUAAAAAGUAGGAUUUUAAGAUUAAUAAAGAGAAUAAAUAAGGAAUUUUAAUCAAAAUCCAUAGGAUAAGUUACAAAUUCAAGAUAAUAUCAAAAAAUUUUAAGAAAUUCUUAAAUCUUUAGUCAAUCACAUUAGCGCCUCUUAAGAUAUUACAGUACUAUUAAGUUCAUCAAUGAGCUUUUUAGAAAAAUUUUUAGAAUUAUUAAAUCCUUCGCAAACUGGGUAAAGAUGA